CAGGGACCUAUCAAAUUACAACCCCGAGAACAAACAAAAAGGUACCAAGACCAAGCCAAGCCAAGCAAAAAGUUGGAACCACUGUGUCACCCGGGUUUCCUAGAGGGGUCUAGCAUUAUAGUCCCAAGCCUUUCCCAAUAGCCAUCUUUGGGGUAGCAAUCUGGGGAAUUUCUGGGCGAAGGCAACCAACCCAUUAACCCCCGUCGUCAGGUGCAACGCGCGUGGUGUCAAAUUCUGUCGGAUCUCAGCCGUCCCCCCGACCACCUGCGUCUCUUGGAAGCGCCUUGGCUGGUGAUAUCGUCCGUCGUUCUCUUUGGUGUGGCGCAAGGUCUUGGGAGCAAAAAAAAAAAAAAAAAAAAAAAAAAAAAAAAAAAAAGAGGAAAGCGGGGGGUUUGCUGACGACUUACAAACAAGAACUUGCAAAAAUCUGCGAGGUGCACAUACGCACACAUAUGCACGAGCACACACCCGGCAAUAUGGAUUCACUAAAAGCCCUCUUUACGAGCCAGCUGGGGCCCGACAUGGAGGAUCCCGAAGAGGAAACCUUUAUCCUAUUCUCUCAGGACAUCCCAUCCCAGAACCUUGGCUUCAUUGACCCCUCAGCCUCGACUAUCGAGCUCACUGUCGCCGGCAGAGAUCUGACCAUCCACCAGUCGCCAGCCAUUCUGUCGUCGACCAGGUCCGGUGGCACAACCGGUGCAGUAGUAUGGAAGGUUACACCCCUUUUUGCCGAGUGGAUCUCCACCCCGGACAACAUCCUCGCCAGCGCCGGCGUUAUCUCCCGGUCCUCCUCGGUCCUUGAGCUGGGUUGCGGCACCUCUGCCGUGGUAGGCCUCGUCCUCGCCCCGUCUGUGGCGUCCUUUACAAUGACGGACCAGUCAUACGUCGCACGGUUGGUCGGCCAGAACAUGCAGGAAAACAAUAAUAGCAGCGUCAAGUCCAAGGCGUCCAAGGGUAGAAGGGCCAAGUCGGUCCCUCAGCAGCAGCAGCAGCAGCAGGCAUUGCGCUUCAUGCCGCUGGACUGGGAAACGGACCAAGUGACCACCUCGCUGAUUGGAUCUCCCCACGCCAAGAGCUUCGAUCUCGUCAUUGCCUGCGACUGCAUCUACAACGAGUCUCUUAUUGAACCUCUGGCACAAACCUGUGUUGACGCUUGCAGGCUGAGAGAGCUCGAGGCUGCACCUUCUAGUGACGGAGCCUCACUUCCAACCGUUUGUGUCGUUGCGCAACAGCUUCGGGAUCCGGUCAUUUUCGAGAGCUGGAUAAGGCGCUUUCAUCGUUCGUUUCAAGUCUGGCGAGUGCCCGAUGCAAAUUUACCCGAAGGCCUACGAUCUACCUCUGGAUUUGUUGUGCACGUUGGGUUCCUCAGGUAAUAGAGACGGAUCAUUUUGUCCCAUCCCUUGAAACUGGCGAUGCGUCAUGAGCACCCUAGGUCUUUUAAUUACCAGGCGGUUUGUGUAUUGGUCGUCUCAUUGUAGAAAAUCAAAACACUAAGAUCUUUCUUGAAGAAGAAGAGCAUUACAGUAAAGUCUGACGCAGAAAAUUUCCCACACUGAUAUCGCAGUACAAUAAUCGCAAGCUCAACGAGAGUCCCUUUCGCAGGGUUAUUUCAUAAAUCCCAACCGAAUAAUAGUUUUUCACCAGUUGAACCGAUUAACGCCUUUCGUUUUCGACAACACUUCGUUUAGGAAGCCGUCACCACUCAAGCGGCUCCUUCUUCUCCUCGCCCCUGUUGGUGGUAGGCACGGGCACAGCCUUGGCUGCGAGCUUACCACCUUGACCCUUUC
Molecule: messenger RNA, 1787 nt
Organism: Pyricularia oryzae 70-15
Lineage: Eukaryota; Fungi; Ascomycota; Sordariomycetes; Magnaporthales; Pyriculariaceae
Exons: 3
Coding region: 453-1373 (306 amino acids)
Source: RefSeq, a predicted model, not a curated record